AGUUCUGUGAGAGGUCUCCAACUAAGAUGUCUGUUGAGUAUGAUCAAGUUUCGCCAGUUGUGGAAACCACCCACGGAAAAGUACGUGGAACUCUUUUAAAUGCUCUUUAUGGCGAAGAAUUUUAUGGUUUUGAUGGAAUCCCCUAUGGAGAGCCUCCUCUGGGACCCCUACGAUUCAAAGACCCUCGUGAAAGAAAACCCUGGAUCGGAAUUCGUGAUUGUUCCCAGCCCCAAAGUAAAUGCAUCCAAGUUAGUUCGUACACAAAACAAGUGGAAGGGUCAGAAGAUUGUCUAUACCUUAAUAUUUCUGUAAAGAAGCUAGAAUCCAAGUUUCCUUUACCUAUACUGGUCUACAUACAUGGAGGUCAACACAAAGGUGGCGAUUCUUCAAGACGAGCUUGGGGCCCCGACUAUUUUAUGAAAGAAGAUGUCAUAUUUAUUUCCAUAGGCCAUCGUCUGGGGCCUUUUGGAUUCCUAACCUUUGCAAAUCCUUCUUUGGAGAUUCCUGGCAAUGCAGGACUGAAGGACAUUAUUUUGGCUCUGCGUUGGAUAAAGAAAAAUGUCAAAAAUUUUAGUACAUUCUUAGUACAUCUUAGUAGUAGUACAUCUUAGUACAUUUGAUAGAUUUGGCAAAAAGUCCGGAUCAGCAUCUGAAACUGUUUCAAAAUUACCCAGAACGCAUUUUGACUUCUACUUUAAAAAGUCAUUGCGAUUUAAAACUUCAGCGUGAGUUGGCCAACUCACUUUUGGAUUAUUUUUGCCAGGCUCAUUGCAAGGAUUUGACAUUGGAAAAUUUCGAUUCUUUGUCUGACCUUUUUACUCACAAUAUCGUACAUUCCCAGAAUCGAUUAAUUCAGUCCAGAUUGUCCUACGGACAGGCGCCAACAUAUGUAUAUCGUUUCGAUUUUGAUUCGCCAGAUUUUAAUUUAUAUAGAAUUCGAUUUUUUGGCAAAGACCGACGAGGUGCUAGUCACGUGGAUGAAUUGUGUUAUAUGUUUGUUAUCCCGGCCACCUUUAAGUUGGAUAAAUUGCGACCAGAAUAUUCAACCAUCUGUAGAAUAGUAAAUAUGUGGGUUCAUUUUGCGGCCACUUCUAAUCCAAAUGCUCCACUUACCAAGGAUUUGGUGGAGUGGAAGCCUGUAAGUCAAGGAGAAAAUCGAAUGCUCUUGAAUAUCGAUGAAGAAUUGGAGUUCAUUCCACAGCCAGAGUAUUCAAAUUUAGAGUUUUACGAUAGUUUAUUUCGCAAAGCGGGGGUGCCACUUUUUUAAACGCCUAGCUAAUCUUAUGGGUAUUCAAUUCAUAAAGACUAGGAAUGUACUUUGUUGGCUAAAUCUAUCCUAAAAAUAUUUCUUAUCCAUAUAAUAACAGUUUGGAAACCUCGUUAAAAAGUAGUUUUUCUUAAAAGAGUAGUGCAUUUAAUUUAGUAAAAUAUUAAAGAAAAUAUUGCUAAUUAGCCUACACUAAGCAGCAUCUCAGCCUAUUUCUGGAAAAUAUUUUCCUUAGGGGUCUGGGCAGACGCAACUUUUCCACAACAUCAAAAUGUUGUUUUGCAAGGGGGAUUCGUAAAAUCACAUAAAAUUCUAGGUUCCAUUCGGGGCCUCGCCUCGGUUGUGCCUUAAUGUUCAACUUAAUUUAAGUGAACGAGUUAACAAGCAACCAAAGGAAUUUGAUUUAUCGCCGGCAAAAACUUUUCGGCUUGAUGAGCUUCGCCAGAAGUUUUUGGGGAUAGGGGCGUGCCCACAGAAAAACGUCUGCUGCACUUUGGAAAUCCUGAAUCCUUUUUACUUGGCCAGUUUUCUUUAGCCGGCUUUUUCCCGGCUCAGCAAAACGCUAUGCAAAAUCGCCCACUAAACUUUAAUGGCCUGACAUUGAGGCGCCACCGUCGUCAUGUCCGCCAUUUGGGCGCCAGAGUUUGCCACAUGCAACUUAAAGGGGAGGGCCACUUUAAUUGCUUAGCGUGCCAGGUGAAAAUGUUUGGGAAAUGGCUUUAGUACCACUUGUUUUUUCCCCUUUUUGUUUUUUUGUUAAUUUUAUGUUUAUGUUGCAGCCAAUUCGAAACAAAUUUUCAAAGGCUUAUACUUAGGAAUUUACUUUGGGGUUGGUUUUUUUUUAUAUUUAACUUUCGUUUUAAUUAAAAAAAAGAGAAACUGGA
Drosophila ananassae is the source of this 2151-nucleotide messenger RNA. Its product is annotated as esterase B1. The record is from RefSeq and is a predicted model, not a curated record. The transcript has 4 exons. NCBI's taxonomy places the organism in Eukaryota, Metazoa, Arthropoda, Insecta, Diptera, Drosophilidae. The coding region runs from base 27 to 611 and encodes 194 amino acids.